AUGAUGCUCCGAGUACAGAAGUACGACGUGGAAAUUAAGUAUGUCCCUGGGAAGGAUAUUCCACUAGCCGACGCCUUAUCGAGAAUAAGCCCAUGCCCAGGUGACACGGUACAAGGGCUAGAUGUUUCUGUUCACGAGCUGCACCUACACUUGAAUGCUAGCCCCACACGGAUUGAGCAGAUCAAAGACGCAACAAGCAAGGAUGACGUGUUGCACUCUCUCAGAUCCCUCAUCACACAGGGAUGGCCUAGUGCUGAGAAAUGCAAACUUCGUGCCAAAGGAUCCGUAUUUUGGGCCAAUAUCAGCAAGGACAUAGAGGAAAUGGUCAAGGACUGCCCUCCAUGUCAGCACAACCAGAAAGCCAAUAUGAAGGAACCCCUCAUGCCACAUGAUGUCCCACCGAGGCCAUGGCACACACUGGGAUCCGAUUUGUUCUUCUGGAACAACAGCUCCUACUUGCUGGUCUCAGACUAUUAUAGCAAGUUCCCAUUGGUCAGAAAGCUGAACAACAUUCGUUCUGACACAACAAUCGCUCACAUGAAGUCGAUCUUUGACGAGUAUGGAAUUCCGAGCAAGCUCGUUACAGGCAACGAUACACAGUUUACCUCAGCUCUAUUCCAGAAAUUCAGUGAGACCUACGGAUUUGACCAUGUUACCACAAGUCCAUACUACCCACAAGCAAAUGGUUUCAUAGAGAGGACUGUGCAAACUGUUAAAGCUCUGCUGCAGAAAUGCAAAGAGUCGAACACAGACCCACAUAUAGCUAUGCUGUGCCUAAGAAGCACAUCAUUACAGCAUAACAUUCCCUCGGCAGCAGAACUGCUCAACUCAAGAGUCUACCAGACCAAUCUUCCAGCAACGCGAGCAGCAUGCACACCGUGCCUAGUCGUGGUGACACUAACGCGAAGCUACAAGAGGCAGGAGAAACAGAAAUUGCAGCAUGACAAGCCUUCUAAGACACUAUCUGUGCUCCACCCAGAGUUUCAGCAGCGGCCAGGCAGAUAUCGCAUCAGAGCAUGCACCAGUGCUCCCAUCGCCUGA
Molecule: messenger RNA, 1041 nt
Organism: Priapulus caudatus
Lineage: Eukaryota; Metazoa; Priapulida; Priapulimorpha; Priapulimorphida; Priapulidae
Exons: 3
Coding region: 1-1041 (346 amino acids)
Biological process (GO): DNA integration
Molecular function (GO): nucleic acid binding
Source: RefSeq, a predicted model, not a curated record